ACAGAGACCUUCCUCAUUCCUUUGUCAGUAACAGACCACUCCAUUGUAUAGAUACAUGGUUAUUUAUUCUCCAGAACUGUUCUCAGGAGUCCUGUGGACUUCCAGUUCUGCUGUUUUCCAGGCACUGCAGUUUCUGAAUGUAUACGGAAAGAAGGCGGGAGGAGGUGGCAGUGCCCUGGCUGCUUCUAGAAGCAGCACCUGUUUGCGACCAUUCAUACCAGUUUUCUACUUGGUUCUCCUCUUGGGUGGAGGGGAGAAGGUGUCUUUUAUAACCAGGGAAAAGGACUUGGAAGCCAAAUUCAUUAUUCAAAUGGAGAAAAGCAAAACAACAAUCACAAACUUAAAGAUACCAGAAGGAGGGACCGGGGACUCAGGAAGAGAACGGACGAAGACCUUCACCUAUGACUUCUCUUUUUAUUCUGCUGAUACGAAAAGUCCAGAUUAUGUCUCACAAGAGAUGGUUUUCAACACCCUCGGCACAGAUGUCGUGAAGUCUGCAUUUGAAGGUUAUAAUGCUUGUGUCUUUGCAUAUGGGCAAACUGGAUCGGGAAAGUCAUACACUAUGAUGGGAAAUUCUGGCGAUUCUGGCUUAAUACCUCGGAUUUGUGAAGGGCUCUUCAGUCAAAUAAAUGAAACCACCAGAUGGGAUGAAGCAUCUUUUCGAACUGAAGUCAGCUACUUAGAAAUUUAUAAUGAACGUGUGCGAGAUCUACUUAGGCGGAAGUCAUCCAAAACCUUCAAUUUAAGAGUCCGAGAGCAUCCAAAAGAAGGACCUUAUGUGGAGGAUUUAUCCAAACAUUUAGUACAGAAUUACGGUGAUGUGGAAGAACUCAUGGAUGCAGGAAAUAUCAACCGAACCACAGCAGCGACUGGGAUGAACGACGUCAGUAGCAGGUCUCAUGCCAUCUUCACCAUCAAGUUCACUCAGGCAAAAUUUGAUUCUGAAAUGCCGUGUGAAACCGUGAGUAAGAUCCACCUAGUCGAUCUUGCUGGAAGUGAGCGAGCGGAUGCCACCGGUGCCACUGGGGUCAGACUGAAGGAAGGGGGGAAUAUUAACAAAUCCCUCGUGACUCUGGGAAAUGUCAUUUCUGCCUUAGCCGAUUUAUCUCAGGACGCGGCAAACCCUCUUGUGAAGAAGAAACAAGUUUUCGUGCCUUACAGAGAUUCUGUUUUGACUUGGCUGUUGAAAGAUAGCCUUGGCGGGAACUCUAAAACCAUCAUGAUCGCCACCAUUUCACCUGCUGAUGUCAAUUAUGGAGAAACCCUAAGUACUCUUCGCUAUGCAAAUAGAGCCAAAAACAUCAUCAACAAGCCUACUAUUAAUGAGGACGCCAACGUCAAACUCAUCCGUGAGCUGCGUGCUGAAAUAGCCAGACUGAAAACGCUGCUUGCUCAAGGGAAUCAGAUUGCCCUCCUAGACUCCCCCACAGCCUUAAGUAUGGAGGAAAAACUUCAGCAGAAUGAAGCAAGAGUUCAAGAAUUGACCAAGGAAUGGACAAAUAAGUGGAAUGAAACCCAAAAUAUUUUGAAAGAACAAACUCUAGCCCUUAGGAAAGAAGGGAUUGGAGUUGUUUUGGAUUCUGAACUGCCCCAUUUGAUUGGCAUUGAUGAUGACCUUCUGAGUACUGGAAUCAUCUUAUAUCACUUGAAGGAAGGUCAGACAUAUGUUGGUCGAGAAGAUGCUUCAACAGAACAGGAUAUUGUUCUUCAUGGCCUCGACCUGGAGAGUGAGCACUGCAUCUUUGAAAACGUCGGGGGGACGGUGACUCUGAUACCCCUGAGCGGGUCUCAGUGCUCCGUGAAUGGUGUUCAGAUCAUGGAGGCCACACACCUAAAUCAAGGUGCUGUGAUACUCUUGGGAAGAACCAAUAUGUUUCGCUUUAACCAUCCUAAGGAGGCUGCCAAGCUCAGGGAGAAGAGGAAGAGUGGCCUUCUGUCCUCCUUCAGCUUGUCCAUGACUGACCUCUCGAAGUCCUGUGAGAACCUGUCCACGGUCAUGUUGUAUAACCCAGGACUUGAAUUUGAGCGGCAACAGCGCGAAGAACUUGAAAAAUUAGAAAGUAAAAGGAAACUCAUAGAAGAAAUGGAAGAAAAGCAGAAGUCAGAUAAGGCAGAACUGGAGCGGAUGCAGCAGGAGGUGGAGACUCAGCGCAAGGAGACAGAGAUUGUCCAGCUGCAGAUCCGCAAGCAGGAGGAGAGCCUCAAACGCCGCAGCUUCCACAUCGAGAGCAAGCUGAAGGAUUUGCUUGCCGAGAAGGAAAAGUUCGAAGAGGAAAGGCUGCGGGAGCAGCAGGAAAUCGAGCUGCAGAAGAAGAAGCAGGAGGAGGAGAGCUUUCUCCGAGUCAAAGAAGAGCCCCAGCGGCUCCAGGAGCUCAACAACAACGAGAAGGCCGAGAAGAUCCAGAUAUUUCGAGAGCUGGACCGCCUCAAGAAGGAGAAGGACGAGCAGUACGCCAAGCUCGAGUUGGAGAAGAAGAGGCUGGAGGAGCAGGAGAAGGAGCAGGUCAUGCUCGUGGUGCACCUAGAGGAGCAGCUGCGCCAGAAGCGGGAGAUGAGCCGGCUCCUCCAGCGAGGGGAGGUGCAGCGGGUGGAGGAGGAGAGGAGGGACCUGGAGGGCAUCCGGGAGGCCCUCCUGCGGGUGAAGGAGGCCCGGGCUGAAGGGGAGGACGACGGCGAGGAGUCAGAACGGGCUCAGCUGCGUUUCCUGGAGUUCAAGAGAAGGCAGCUGGUCAAGCUGGCCAACUUGGAGAAGGACCUGGUUCAGCAGAAGGACCUCCUGAGAAAAGAAGUCGAAGAGGAACAAGAACUCCUGGAGCGUUUAAAGUCUGCAAACGAAGAUGACUUCAGAGUGUGGGAGAAAGAUGCCGAGGGUGUCACACACGUCACCCAGGCGGCUCAAAUCCUCGAGAAGAUAAAGCCCGCGGAAUACAGGCUGCAGUAUAAGGAACGCCAGCUCCAGUACCUCCUGCAGCAUCAUUUGCCAACCCUGUUGGAGGAAAAGCAGAGAGCGUUUGAAAUCCUUGACAGAGGUCCUCUCGGCUUAGACAACACUCUUUAUCAAGUAGAAAAAGAAAUGGAAGAAAAAGAGGAACAGCUCGCUCAGUACCAGGCCAACGCGAGCCAGCUGCAGAAGCUCCAAGCCACCUUUGAGUUCACUGCCAACAUCGCCCGUCAGGAAGAAAAAGUGAGGAAGAAGGAAAAGGAGAUCCUCGAGUCGCGGGAGAAGCAGCAGCGCGAGGCGCUGGAGCGGGCCGUGGCCAGGCUGGAGAGGAGGCACUGGGCCCUGCAGAGGCGCUCCACCCUGGGCCUGGAGAUCGAGGAGCAGAGGCAGAGACUGGCCACGCUGAACAGCAGCAGCAGCAAGCAGUCCGGCCUCCGGGCCAGCCUGGAAGCUGAGCAGGAAGCCCUGGAGAAGGACCGGGAGAGAUUAGAGCAUGAAAUCCAGCAGUUGAAGCAGAAGAUCUGUGAGGUUGAUGGUGUUCAAAAGGGGCAUCGUGGGACCAUGGAGGGGAAGCUUCCUUCUUCCAGCUUGCCAUCCAGUGCUGAAAAAUCUCACCUGGUCCCUCUAAUGGAUGCCAGGAUCAGUGCUUACAUUGAAGAAGAAGUCCAACGACGACUUCAGGACUUGCAUCGCGUGAUUGGCGAGGAUAGCAGUGCAUCUGCAGAUGUGGCGAGGGAUAAUGAGAAACUCCACAAUGGCACCAUUCAACGUAAGCUAAAAUAUGAGAGGAUGGUUUCUCGCUCUUUGGGAGCAAAUCCAGACGACCUGAAGGACCCAAUUAAAAUUAGUAUUCCACGCUAUGUGCUCUGCGGGCAAGGGAAGGACGAGCACUUCGAGUUUGAGGUCAAGAUUACUGUCCUAGAUGAGACAUGGACCGUAUUCAGGCGCUACAGUCGCUUUCGAGAAAUGCAUAAAACAUUGAAGUUAAAGUAUGCAGAGCUUGCUACCCUUGAGUUCCCUCCAAAGAAACUAUUUGGAAACAAGGAUGAACGAGUGAUUGCUGAGAGGCGAAGUCACUUAGAGAAGGCCUGGCAGGAUCCAUGGAUCAGAGAGAAGAGAUGCUGUUGGAGCACAGUGAAGAAACUGCAACAUGAGGACCAUUGGAGAGCCGAUCCAAAAUACCUCAGGGACUUUUUCAGCGUGAUGCUGCAGUCCGCGACGUCUCCCCUACACAUCGACAAAGUGGGGCUGACUCUUUCCAAACACACCAUCUGUGAGUUCUCGCCAUUCUUCAAGAAAGGGGUCUUUGACUACAGCAGCCACGGGACGGGGUAGAGCUGGGGGUGACGGAGGAACCACCGAUGCAGUGCCUUCUCGUCCACGUGGCCCUCCCGGCGCGCCGCAGCCUCCCACGCUCCUUCUGGGCCUGCCUCCUCCUGUGGCAGCCGGAUGUGCAGCAGCCGGCCCGGGCCGCCCCGCCAGGGCCUCCCGGGUGCCUGACUUUGGACUGGCAUGUUUCGCUUCGCUGGUGGUGACCCUGACGGGGCAGCUGCUACUGUUCCAUUGCCGUUGAACGUGGCCUUUUCCCCCAUAGUGCUCCCUCCUCCUCGCAGCGGGAGGCUGUCCCCUGUGGCAAAAUGGACGUGGCCGGCUUAUCUUGGGCCUCCCUGAGCCAAGCCAACCUGGGACCUCCCAAACUGGGUGUGUGGCUUACCAGACCUACCUGAAAUGACUUUCAUCUGGUUUCCUCUUCCACCAAAAUAUAUCUUAUUUUUUAUAUGCCUUCCAUAUGGCUGGCUGUAUCCCACGAGAAGCAUUUUAAAUGAUUUCAUUGUAUUUUUUCCGUUUCCCCUCAUUUGAGUCAGAACUUUUGUACGAUACCUGACCACUGAUGUUUACACAGAAUUUCAUAUUCUGCAAAAGGGAUUUAUGGUCCAAUCAUGACUGGAAUCUUCCAUGCCUGAAAAAUUAGAUGUAGGCGACAUCACUUAAAACAUCUGUAAAUCCAUACAAACAGGAUAUAUGUUUAAUCUUGAAUAUCUGAGGAAAUUUUCCUAAACGUAAAUGGCUACUGUGCAUUCUUAAGCUUUCUCCGCUAAGCACAAAACAAGCGCGUAGCUGAAUGCAUAUUUUUAAAUAUUUUUUUUCACGUUUUUGUUACAGAAUCUACUGGAUCUUUGGCUGAAAGACUAGAAUUUACAGUAGUUUAUUAAUGAUCCCUUAAAAUUACUCAGGACUUAAUGUAGCAUUGCACAUCCAUGUACAAUGAAACUGCUUUGUUUUACUAAGAAGAAAAAUGUAAGUAGAAAAACAUGUGGCAUAUACUGAAAUGUAUAUAAUUCUACCUAUAGAUUUAUAUAUGUACACACGCCUGUACAAUAGUUGUAUCAAAAUAUAUAAUCAUCCACGCCAAAUUUAUUACAGGUAUUUGCUAUUUCAAAAUUUAAAUUGAGCUGCUAUCAAUAUUAAAUGAAGUUAUAGAACCU
Messenger RNA from Panthera uncia (snow leopard), 5427 nucleotides. RefSeq names its product kinesin family member 16B (gene KIF16B). Gene Ontology annotation, molecular function: microtubule binding; phosphatidylinositol binding; ATP binding. Gene Ontology annotation, biological process: microtubule-based movement. The record is from RefSeq and is a predicted model, not a curated record. NCBI's taxonomy places the organism in Eukaryota, Metazoa, Chordata, Mammalia, Carnivora, Felidae. The coding region runs from base 56 to 4276 and encodes 1406 amino acids. The transcript is spliced from 27 exons.